Indicator indicator is the source of this 1143-nucleotide messenger RNA. It is a transcript of the gene SPATA2L, whose product is annotated as spermatogenesis associated 2 like. The coding region runs from base 1 to 1143 and encodes 380 amino acids. Lineage: Eukaryota; Metazoa; Chordata; Aves; Piciformes; Indicatoridae. The transcript has 2 exons. Gene Ontology annotation, cellular component: cytoplasm. The record is from RefSeq and is a predicted model, not a curated record.
AUGUGUGCGGGCUCAGCACUGCAGCAGGAGUUCAGGCAGGAGUACCAGCGCUGCCUGGAGCAGGAGUGCCAGCGAGGCCAUGCUUGGACCAGCACCCACCCCUCCGUGAGUGAGCAGUUGAGGCAGCGGCUGCGGCAGGAGCCGGCAGUGCUGGGUGCCCUGCAGGAGGACGGCCCCACCCUGGUGGCCCAUGGGCUGCAGGGUCACCCCGACCCAGAGCUGGCACUGCAGGGCCUGGCUGCAGCCUUCCAGCUGCUGGAAAGGGCAGCUGUCAACCUCUACCUCUUCCCCUGGCGCAAGGAGUUCAGCACCAUCCAGACCUUCUCUGGCGCUUAUGUGCACUCCCUGCGCCCGGUGCUGCCAGAAGCUGACCUGCUGCGGAGCUUCGGCCGGCUGGGCUAUGACUGGCAUGACCAGCACUGCCUGACCGUCCACCGGCCUCUCCCUGGGCCCAACCUGCUCGCUGCCGCCUGUGGCUUCCUGGCUUGUCGUCUGGAGUGCGAGAUCCUGGCAGAGGUGGUGGCGCGGCUGCGGCCAUGCCAGCCCCAUGCCAGGGAGCUGCUGGAGGCACGCCGGCUGGCUGGGGACGUGGAGGCCUGCGUGGAGAUGCUGCAGCGGAUGGGGACACAGCCAAAGGCAGGAGCUGACUGUGGCGAUUGCAGUGUGGAUCUCUACCAGAAGAUGCCAAUCAGUCCAGACGACACUGGGGGAGAGGAUGCAGCCCCCCCACCAUCAUGGAGGGACCCUGGGGGCUGGGACCAGUGUGAGUGUGGACAGGAGCUGGUGCCCUCCACAGAAAAUCCCAAACCGGACUCCACUUUUCAUUUUCUGGAGCAGGACCUUGAGGGAGCCAACAGAAGCUCCCAAAUGCGGGGAGAAGCCAAGGAUUCAGCCCCUGCUAUCUCCCAGGAGGCCCCUGACCUACCUUGCUACCAGCUGCACUCCUGCCUGCAGUGGGGCAGGCUGCCCUCCUACUGCUGCACCACGUGCCAGCAGCUCCAUGCCAGCACCUGUGCAGCCGGGCUGGUGUGCCGCAGCCGGCACCGUGGGCAGGAGCUGCGCACUGAGCGGCAGCAGCGGCUCUGGCUGCGGCGCACAGAGGUGGACAUGCUGCUGGCUGACAGCCCUGGACCCUGGUCCUAG